This is a messenger RNA of Chaetomium globosum CBS 148.51, 1218 nucleotides long. RefSeq lists its product as uncharacterized. Bases 1 to 1218 code for a protein of 405 amino acids. NCBI's taxonomy places the organism in Eukaryota, Fungi, Ascomycota, Sordariomycetes, Sordariales, Chaetomiaceae. Gene Ontology annotation, biological process: proteasome-mediated ubiquitin-dependent protein catabolic process. Gene Ontology annotation, molecular function: proteasome-activating activity; ATP hydrolysis activity; ATP binding. The record is from RefSeq and is a predicted model, not a curated record. Gene Ontology annotation, cellular component: proteasome regulatory particle, base subcomplex. The transcript has 4 exons.
AUGGUACAGCCUACCGCGCGCAUCGGCCGCAAGAAGAAGAGGGCCGGUGGCACUAGCGCUGCCGCAAAGAUGCCUCCCGUCUUCCCCACGAGUCGAUGCAAGCUCCGACUGCUGCGCAUGCAGCGCAUCCACGAUCACCUGCUAUUGGAAGAGGAAUUUGUCGAGAACCAAGAGCGCCUUCGGAAGGCAAAGGCUGUCAAGGACAACUCGGCGCCCACUUCGGAACUAGAAUCCACAGACCGGGUCGCCGACGAACGCAGCCGUGUUGACGACAUGCGGGGCAGCCCCAUGGGGGUUGGCACGCUCGAGGAGAUGAUCGAUGACGACCACGCCAUUGUUUCUAGCACAACUGGGCCGGAGUAUUACGUCAGUAUCAUGAGCUUCGUCGACAAGGAUCUGCUGGAACCUGGCGCUAGCGUACUGCUGCACCACAAAACCGUCAGCAUUGUCGGCGUCCUCACAGACGAUACAGACCCGCUUGUGAGCGUCAUGAAGCUAGACAAGGCGCCCACGGAGUCGUAUGCGGAUAUCGGUGGCUUGGAGCAACAGAUCCAAGAGGUGCGAGAGUCGGUCGAGCUGCCCCUGUUGCAUCCCGAGCUAUACGAGGAGAUGGGCAUCAAGCCACCCAAGGGUGUCAUUCUCUACGGCGCACCUGGUACAGGAAAGACACUUCUGGCCAAGGCUGUGGCCAAUCAGACCUCUGCCACGUUCUUGCGCAUUGUCGGGAGCGAAUUGAUCCAAAAGUACCUCGGUGAUGGUCCCCGGUUGGUCCGGCAAUUGUUGCCGCUGAGAACGCCCCCUCGAUUGUUGCAGCGGACUAUGCUGGAACUACUUAACCAGCUCGACGGCUUCGACGACCGCGGUGACGUGAAGGUUAUCAUGGCCACCAACAAAAUUGAGACGCUUGAUCCGGCCCUCAUCCGACCGGGCCGUAUCGACCGCAAGAUCCUGUUCGAGAAUCCCGACCAAAACACGAAGCGCAAGAUCUUCACGCUGCACACGAGCAAGAUGUCUCUUAACGAGGACGUCGACCUGGAGGAGUUUAUCGCCCAGAAAGAUGAUCUUUCGGGCGCUGACAUCAAGGCCAUCUGCUCCGAGGCCGGUCUCAUGGCUCUCCGGGAGCGCCGCAUGCGGGUGCAGAUGGCAGACUUCCGCGCCGCUCGCGAGAGGGUGCUACGUACGAAGCAGGAGGGUGAACCGGAGGGCUUGUAUCUGUAA